AUGGCGGGCGUAAUGGAUCACUUUGGUCCGUUUGUAAGUUUCAACACGAUGACUCGCUUUAGAGGUAUUAUGGCUUGUUUGGUUCUUUCAGUAGCCUAUGUUGCAAGCUUGUAUGUUUUGAAAUCGCCUUAUCCCAGGGAUCAUCCUAAAACCAUCAAGCAAAGAUUCAGAAGUGUCUUUUUCAUAUCUUUGUUGGCUCCACUAUAUGUUUGGCUGUGGGCUGAUGGAUCUUUAGAUUACAAUGGUAUCUCCCUUUGGAAAUAUUUAGGGAUUCAUGUGGAAAAUAUAAUUAUAUCAAUUAUUUUUCCUUUGGUUUUAACAGUGAUUUUAUUUUUAGGACCCAUUACAUUGCUUUAUUUCAGUGGGGACUCUGAGAAUGUGAAAGGCUUUCUUGAAUAUCCAUCCAGUUGGGUUAAUGCCAUUAACUUGAGGAACUACCUUGUGGCCCCCCUCACAGAAGAGCUUGUAUACAGAGCAUGUCUUAUUCCUCUGUUGGUUCCUGGAUUUGGAAAUGUGAUGCCAAUUUUUAUUUCUCCAUUAUUCUUUGGAGUAGCUCAUAUUCACCAUGUAAUUGAGAGAUUGCAACAAGGAGAGAACCCUAAAGAUGUAUGGUCAACUGCAAUUUUUCAGUUUGGUUACACAACGGUCUUUGGAGGCUAUACAGCUUUCUUGUUUUUAAGAACUGGUCAUCUAAUUGGUCCAGUUCUGUGCCAUAGUUUUUGUAAUUUCAUGGGAUUUCCACCUCUUGAUCAAGUACCAAGCUCCAAGUAUCCACGAAUCAUAAGCGUGUCAUUUGUGGCCGGACUGGUGAUGUUUCUCAUCUUGGCUGUACCACUAACAAAUCCAGCUUGGUACAAUUCUGUAUAUUAUUCCUUACAAGCUAAUGAUGUAAAAGAAUAACUUCCAAACAAGUCACUUCUAACAAAAAGAUCCCGAAGACGUCUGUACGUGGAAUCAAUCGCAAUAACAAAAAUUUUAAAGUUUAUUUAGAUCAUUUCUUUCUAUUAACUCACCUACAGUAACAUGCAAUUCUGCCCGUAACAGAAUUCUAGUUUGAAGUAAAUAUUUCUUGAAAAUUCAAAUAUUUAAUGACCCCGAUGAUCGAGGUAAUUUAGUCACUUUACACACAGAUAUGAUCGUAAUUAGUUUUUGCUAUUUUCUCAGAAAAAGGGUAAAUAUUAUGAAGAAGGAAAUGUUAAUAAAUAAGAUGAUCGAACGAAAAUUAGCAGUUGAGAAAUCAGCUGUCUCGUGCUAUAUUUAUGUACAAACAAGGCAUACAAAGAGCUUCGUGCAGAUUUAUUUCCAAACGUAAUUCACUUUAUGGUAACACUGAUGCACAAAUAAAAGUAACGUCAGAUUUCAA
Molecule: messenger RNA, 1363 nt
Organism: Stylophora pistillata
Lineage: Eukaryota; Metazoa; Cnidaria; Anthozoa; Scleractinia; Pocilloporidae
Product: CAAX prenyl protease 2
Biological process (GO): CAAX-box protein processing
Cellular component (GO): endoplasmic reticulum membrane
Molecular function (GO): metalloendopeptidase activity
Source: RefSeq, a predicted model, not a curated record